Ailuropoda melanoleuca (giant panda) is the source of this 1069-nucleotide messenger RNA. It is a transcript of the gene RNASE9, whose product is annotated as ribonuclease A family member 9 (inactive). The record is from RefSeq and is a predicted model, not a curated record. Lineage: Eukaryota; Metazoa; Chordata; Mammalia; Carnivora; Ursidae. Gene Ontology annotation, biological process: defense response to Gram-positive bacterium. Bases 101 to 706 code for a protein of 201 amino acids. The transcript has 2 exons. Gene Ontology annotation, molecular function: nucleic acid binding.
CCAAUACCCCCCAUAUCAGGAUCUCUCCAGCCCAGACCUGGAAACAUCCAAUCUCAGAAGCAUAGACAAGACAAAGACUGAACGAGUCCCCACGGAGAGCAUGCGGGCUCCGAGGGCGGCGCGGCCCCUGGCUCUGCUGCUCUUGUUGCUGCAGCCGCUGCAGUUUAAAUUUUUGCGUAUGCAUCUCGGCAAGUCAGAGGAAGAGACGGAAGAGUUUGAAGAUUACUUGGAGGAGCUGCUCAGGCCAGGACCUGCCAGACCUCUUACCAAAGAUGCUUUCCAACAACGUACGAUUAUCGAUCCCACAAGACCACUAACUGAUCCAGAGUACUGUACUGCGGAAAUGAAGAUGAAAAAUGUUCACAACAAGUUCCGUUGUGUCAGAGAACAUUUCUUCCUCCAAGUGGCAUAUGAGGAGUUGCAAAAGCUCUGUAAAAACAUAUUCGUGCCUUGCAAGAAUGGAGUUAAGAAAUGUCACAGGAGCAGGCAACUGAUAGAAGGGGUGUAUUGUAAUUUAACAAGAGGGGUUAGAAUGUCUGACUGUGAAUACGAGUCAUCUUAUAGGCAGGGCUAUGUCCUUAUCACUUGUCGAUGGCAAAACGACAUUCAAGAAAUUAUUCCUGCUUACGUAAAUGAUAUUAUGACUUUAGAUAAACAUGUCAAAGGUGGUAACAUCUUCUACAGUGAACUAGAGUGGCCGUUCUGAAGGAGUGUUCUCCAAAAAGUCACGAGAGGAGGCCUAACCCACUCCGUGCUUACUGAUCCUUGCAAGUUCAAAUUGAGAAUGGUCAUUGUGGUCCCAUUCAUUUGAAUCACCCACCUUCUUCCCUUCUUCCCUUCUUCCCCUAACACCAUGCAAAGGCGAGGUGGGCUAAGUUCAUCGAUGGCUCUCCGAGAUGUGGUUUCAAACAGGUCAAGUAAGUUAGCACCUUUUGAGUGUGUUAUGAGGAUGAACGGCUGCAGUGAAGGGAGAGCAGCUCCAGGAGGAACGGGAAAUGGUUGUCUGGAGUGUGCUCCUGAGUUGUAUUCACGGCAACCUCUAGUUCUGGAAAACUAAUAAAGUGCAUUG